AUGUCCAACCUGAGCCCCGACAAUUUGAAGGCAGAACAGUCCUCUGCUGCCCCUCCGUCGCUGAUCAUCGUGGACGGACUGGAGGGCUACCUGCACGGGCCUGGGGUGAGUGGUGGCCUUCAGCAGGCGGAACAGUCCUCUGCUGCCCCUCCGUCGCUGAUCAUCGUGGACGGACUGGAGGGCUACCUGUGUGGGCCUGGGGUGAGUGGUGGCCUUCAGCAGGCGGAACAGUCCUCUGCUGCCCCUCCGUCGCUGAUCAUCGUGGACGGACUGGAGGGCUACCUGCGUGGGCCUGGGGUGAGUGGUGGCCUUCAGCAGGCGGAACAGUCCUCUGCUGCACACAUCUCUGCUCUGCUGUAUGACACGGCUGCAUUUCUCACACAGACCUUGGAAGAGAGAGCCGCUAGUCUGGCCCCCUGUCGGGUCAUAGCCUCGUUCCAGUCCGAGUGGGAAGGGCAUGCUGGUGGGGACUCCUCAGACCCUGUCCUCUCAGUGUUAGACCGCUACUUUCAGGUUAGGUGUACCUUGGACCAGGACUGGAACUCUGCCCCUGCUGUAGCAGGACCACAGGACACGUGGCAUGUUUACCUCUCUGGUGCUGGGAUCACAGAAGACCCUAUUGCUAAGGAUGAGGAGGACUCAAGUCUGGCAGGAGAAUGGCGACUGGUCAUUUGCCCCAAUCGCUCAAUGGAGUUUACAAUGGUUUGAAAUCUAUUAAAUUACUUCACAGUGGAUGAGGAAGAAAUAAAAGACAUGAAAAAAAAGUAUAUACUUCUAUCAAACAAUUGCAUUCCCAAAG
This is a messenger RNA of Oncorhynchus gorbuscha (pink salmon), 799 nucleotides long. RefSeq lists its product as uncharacterized. Gene Ontology annotation, molecular function: single-stranded DNA binding. The record is from RefSeq and is a predicted model, not a curated record. The transcript has 2 exons. Gene Ontology annotation, cellular component: Shu complex. Gene Ontology annotation, biological process: double-strand break repair via homologous recombination. Bases 1 to 708 code for a protein of 235 amino acids. NCBI's taxonomy places the organism in Eukaryota, Metazoa, Chordata, Actinopteri, Salmoniformes, Salmonidae.